CGUCAGCUGAUCGCCCCGUGACAGGCUGGGAUCCAGGAAGAGGGAGCUAGGCGGCCGCCGGGUGCUGCUCCCUGAAUCCACCGCUCGCCAUGUUCGGGGCUGAGGAGGACGACACGGACUUCCUGUCCCCCACCGGAGGGGCGAAGCUGGCCUCUCUGUUUGGAAUGGACCAGACGGCGAGCAGACAGGGCAACGAAUCUUUCCAGUACACUGCCCCAAAACAGCCGAAGAAAGGUCCAGGGGCAGCCGGUCCGAAGUCCCCCAAACCACCCGGAUCAGCGAACUCGGGCCCAGCACCAAGCGUACUCUUUGCCACGGCUGUCCACGCCUACAGAUUCACAAACGGACAGUAUGUGAAGCAGGGGAAGUUUGGAGCUGCUGUUUUGGGGAACCAUACCACCAAAGAGUACAGGAUCCUUCUUUAUAUCAGCCAACAGCAGCAAGUCACUGCCGCCAAGAUCCACCCGGGGUUUGUGUUUAUGGUUCAGCCGAAUAACUACGCCACUUUCUACGAUGAUCAGAGACAGAACUGGUCAGUCAUGUUUGAGUCAGAGACGUCUGCCAUUGAUUUUAGUAAACAGAUGUGUAUUGCCAAGUGUAACAGCUCUCCUGCCCUGGAGUCUGUGCUCACCCAGGACUUAUUGCCGGGAGAAGGGCAGGGUGCGGAUGUCGGAGAUUUGCUGGAAGUGGCCUAUACCGGGUGGUUAUAUCAGAACCAAGGCUUGGGCCAGAUGUUUGACUCAAACGUACAGAAGGAAAAAAUGCUGCGUCUGAAGUUGGGCUCCGGGAAAGUUAUUAAGGGCUGGGAGGAAGGCAUGCAGGGGAUGAAGAAAGGUGGCCGCCGGUUGCUAAUUAUCCCACCGGCCCUGGGCUACGGCUCCCAGGGACACCCUGGCAGGAUUCCCUCCAAUUCAACCCUCAUUUUCGAAGUGGAAGUAAAACGCAUUAAACUGAAGGAUUUGGCAUCUGAUAGACAAAGUGUUGGCUCGCGAGAUUCACCAGUAUCCAUCACAGACAGUUUAUCCACAGAGUUCCUACCACAGCCACCUACCUCCGUGCCGCCUCACCCUGGGGAACCUGCAGUCCGCACCAAAUCUAACUCCAUCAGCGAGCAGUUAGCGAAUCCAGAUGCUGCCAAAGCGAAACUCAUCUCAAGAAUGGCAAGAAUGGGACAGCCAAUGUUACCCUUCCUAGCAGGGAGCAGCACGCCGGGACCAGACUCCAGCGACUCUGAGAUCGAGGACCCCAACUUACAGCGACUCUCCCCACAUCCAGCUGUGCCUCUCCCGGUCCGACCCACCCCACAGAUCGGCCACACCACCGUGGCCAGUCACCUCCCUGCUUCAGUUCCUCCUCAGCAGGCUGUGUUAGGCCUCCAAGCACCGUCAGCUGCUCUGUUACCUGUACCAUCCAUUCAUUCCCAGGCCUUCCCCUCGGGCACACCCCCAGCUCCAGGUUUCCAGCCAUACAGUGGUCUCCAGUAUUCCUAUUCUCAGACCCCAGUUACCCAGCUGCAGCCAAUGGCACCCGUCUACCCUCCUCAGCUCCAGCAGUCGUCUCCUUUCCAAGGUGACAUCACGUCCUUCCUGAUGACAGAAGCACGUCAGCAAAGCACCGAAAUCCGAAUGUCCAUCAGCAAAGUGAUUGACAAGAUCGAUAAUUUGGCUUCCAAGGUGGACAGUCUCCAGAAGGAAAAUCCUAGUGGGGCCUCUCACCUGCUUCCAGGGAUCUCCACCAUCACGAUGGAGAGUUCCAUGAUAAUGAACAACAUCCAGCGCAUUAUGCAGGAGAACGAACGUCUGAAACAGGAGGUUCUAGAAAAGAGCAGCCGGAUCGAGGAGCAGAACGUGAAGAUUGGAGAGCUGAUUACACGUAACCAGAGGUUUGUGGAGCAGAGUAAUCUUCUAAUGGAACAAAGAAAUGACUCGCUGCAAACAACGUCCGAAAACACGCAGGCCCGGGUACUACACGCUGUACAGGAAAAGCAUGCAUUACACACGGAUCUGGGGAGGUGCCAGGCCAAAGUAGCAGAAGAUUUGGCAGCCGCCACUGGCCAACUGUCUAAACUGCAGCUAGAGGUCACAGCCUAUCAGAAGAAAGAAAUGGACCUCAGGAUGCAGCUUGCAGCCGCUCUGCAGGACGCUGAGAAGUUGUCCUCCCUGCAAGUCCAGCUGAUUGAGGUGCAAGAAUUAUCGGAGCAAAUGAAGAGUCGUGUCAAGGUGGAGAAAGAUGGUCGUCGACAACUGGAGGUCAGACUGGCCGCCUUAGAGGAAGAAGUGUCAGACUUAAAGGCAGAGAAGCGUAAUUUGGAAAAGAGCCUCGUGGAGCGCAAGAAACGGUCCCAGCAGGAGAGGCAGCAUGCCGAGGAGGAGCUAGAAGAGCUGCGCAGGACGCAUCAGGAGGAGAUCGAGAACCUGAGACAACUUCUGAAGAAGAUGCGAGAGCAGGCAGCAUCAGAGCAGCGUUCUUCGGCCCAUGAAAUUGAUCUUGAAAGACUGUCUGAGCUGGAAGAGCGAGCAGCGCAGGUCCAGCCGCUGAGAGACAAGUGUGCAAAGCUCCAGAGCCAUCUAACUACACUGACCGAGGAGUACAAGCAAAUACGAGCAAAGAUGGAGGAGCAAGAACCGGCCGCAGACUCCACAGAGGAGGUGAAGACGAUCAUGAAUGGAGUUUUCCAAUCCCUUCGGAGGGAGUUUGAGCUGGAGGAGACUUACAGCGGCCGAGUGGUUCUUGGAACAAUUAUGAACACCAUAAAGGCAACAACACUGCAGUUACUGAACAAGCAGCCGGAUAAGGAACCCGCAGAAAGCGACAGUGAACAUGAAGAUGAGGAGAUUGAAGUUCCCAGACAGGUUAUCGUGUCCGAGCAGGAGAAGCCAAGUUCACACGUGACUGUAGUUUUGGCUGAUGAGCAUUGGCAGAGACGAGAGCAACGAGAAUAUGCUGAUCAAAGUAUGGAAAAGACACAAAGUCAGGGAAUGCAUGUUGUGGAGAACGAUCUGAGUAAAGAUAAGCCCUCGGAUACCAAACCUGUUCCCUCGGUCUUGGUGGAAAAUGAAAGCGAGGUGGAGGUGAUUCAGGAAGUGAUGGAUCCAUCUUCUGCUUUGGUUCAUAUGGUAUCAAGUGACAUGCCAGAGUAUAGCUCCGUCUCCUAUAUAGAUAAUGAGCCUGGUGAGGGCACAGGAGAAUCUCUACAAGAAGGGAAGGAAAUCAACGGAAUCAGUAGUUCCCCAGUUCCAGAAGUAUUAACACAAGACCUAUCCAAUGAGAACAAAACUAUUCGCAAAGAAGCGCUAUCUGUUCCCUCCACGGUCCCUGAAACCGAAGUGUUUAACGAUGGAAGGCAAGAUGGUCCACCUCUGCUAGAAAGUGAUGAGGACAAUAGCAGCCCCAUACCUCCAACAGAAGAUACCUCAAGUUCUAUGUCUGGCAUCGCAGCCAAGGGUGGUCCCGGGCAGCCACAGUCAAAGACCCACAAAAGCCCUCUCAGCCUGGACGACUCCGAUGAAGAAGAUUUAUUUAAACUUGCUUCUCCCCGAGCCCAGAAACCGAAGCAGGAAGACGAAGAAGAUGAAGAAGUGAGCCUAAAAGGACGCCCUCCUCCGGCUCCUCUCUUUGGAGAUGAAGAUGAUGACGACGAUGAUCUGGGCUGGUAGAGUUUUCUCUUCUUGACCUAAAUCUGUUCAGAAAGAUAUUUUGAGGUUAUUCCUCCACUUUUACUUCUCCAGGCCACACUGGAGCUCGGACAGCGAGGAAUUCAUAGCGUGGACUGGGAAAGGCCAGAAUGCAGGGUUUGCUGAUGGCUGCUCCCACUUCUCCACUGUGUGUUUCUCAGCCACACGUCUGUCGGUCUGUCUGUCCUUUUUAUAGUGGCAAUAAACCAUGUUGUAGUAUAAAA
Molecule: messenger RNA, 3898 nt
Organism: Pelobates fuscus (common spadefoot toad)
Lineage: Eukaryota; Metazoa; Chordata; Amphibia; Anura; Pelobatidae
Gene: FKBP15
Product: FKBP prolyl isomerase family member 15
Exons: 29
Coding region: 90-3656 (1188 amino acids)
Cellular component (GO): growth cone
Molecular function (GO): peptidyl-prolyl cis-trans isomerase activity
Source: RefSeq, a predicted model, not a curated record